GUAUGUUUUCUUCCCAGCGCAAGGCAGCUGGUGUCCUUGGCUUUAUCUAAAACUCUGAGCAAACUAGGAUUGGCUUGGAUGCCUUAGGCAAGAUCCGGGGCAGCUCAUCCCCUGUUGACCGAGAAGUAGGGGGUGGCCCAAUCCGCUUGGGUUCGAAGUGGUUCUUGAUUGCCCAGGUGGAAGAGCCGUGCGGUACCCAGUACAGGGAGUUGGGGACGGCCCAGCGUUAAAGGUUUUGUAGUGCAUCCCUGAGCAUGAGUGCAGAAUGAAGCGCCGUUUGGAUGACCAGGAAUCACCGGUAUAUGCGGCCCAGCAACGUCGGCUCCCUGGUAGCACAGAGGCUUUUCCUCACCAGCACCGGGUGCUCGCCCCUGCCCCUCCUGUGUAUGAAGCUGUGUCCGAGACCAUGCAGUCAGCCACAGGAAUUCAGUACUCUGUAACACCCAGCUAUCAGGUUUCUGCUGUGCCGCAGAGCUCUGGCAGUCAUGGGCCUACCAUAGCAGCGGUUCAUAGCAGCCAUCAUCACCCAACAGCUGUGCAGCCCCACGGAGGCCAGGUGGUCCAGAGUCAUGCUCAUCCAGCCCCACCGGUCGCACCAGUGCAGGGACAGCAGCAAUUUCAGAGGCUCAAGGUGGAGGAUGCGCUGUCCUAUCUUGACCAGGUGAAGCUGCAAUUUGGUAGUCAGCCUCAGGUCUACAAUGAUUUCCUUGACAUCAUGAAGGAAUUUAAAUCCCAGAGCAUCGACACUCCAGGAGUGAUUAGUCGUGUGUCCCAGCUGUUCAAAGGCCACCCUGACCUGAUAAUGGGCUUCAAUACCUUCUUGCCCCCUGGCUACAAGAUUGAGGUGCAAACCAAUGACAUGGUGAAUGUGACAACUCCUGGCCAGGUUCAUCAGAUCCCCACCCAUGGCAUCCAGCCCCAGCCUCAACCACCACCCCAGCAUCCUUCCCAGCCUUCAGCCCAGUCAGCCCCAGCUCCUGCCCAGCCGGCUCCUCAGCCCCCACCUGCCAAAGUCAGCAAGCCUUCCCAACUACAAGCACAUAAUCCAGCCAGUCAGCAGACUCCCCCGCUCCCACCAUAUGCAUCCCCACGUUCUCCACCUGUCCAGCCUCACACACCAGUGACAAUCUCCUUGGGAACGGCCCCAUCCUUGCAGAACAAUCAACCUGUGGAGUUUAAUCAUGCCAUCAACUAUGUUAAUAAGAUCAAGAACAGGUUCCAGGGCCAACCAGAUAUCUACAAAGCGUUCCUAGAGAUUUUGCACACAUAUCAGAAAGAGCAGCGAAAUGCCAAGGAAGCUGGAGGAAACUACACUCCAGCAUUGACUGAGCAGGAGGUCUAUGCCCAGGUGGCUCGUCUUUUUAAAAAUCAGGAAGAUCUGUUGUCAGAGUUUGGACAGUUCCUACCAGAUGCCAACAGCUCUGUGCUUUUAAGCAAAACAACUGCUGAGAAGGUUGAUUCUGUCAGAAAUGACCAUGGAGGCACUGUGAAGAAGCCCCAACUGAACAAUAAGCCACAGAGGCCAAGCCAGAAUGGCUGCCAGAUCCGCAGGCACUCUGGAACAGGAGCCACCCCUCCAGUGAAGAAGAAACCCAAACUGCUCAGCCUAAAGGAUUCUUCUAUGGCAGAUGCCAGCAAGCAUGGUGUAGGAACUGAAUCAUUAUUUUUUGAUAAGGUCCGAAAGGCUCUGCGGAGUGCAGAGGCCUACGAGAAUUUCCUGCGCUGUCUUGUUAUCUUUAACCAGGAGGUGAUCUCUCGGGCUGAGCUUGUGCAGUUAGUCUCUCCUUUCCUGGGGAAAUUCCCUGAACUGUUUAAUUGGUUUAAAAACUUUCUGGGCUAUAAGGAAUCUGUACAUCUGGAAACCUUUCCAAAGGAACGAGCCACAGAGGGCAUUGCCAUGGAGAUAGAUUAUGCCUCUUGUAAACGGUUGGGCUCCAGCUAUCGAGCCCUACCAAAGAGUUACCAGCAGCCCAAGUGUACAGGACGGACUCCUCUCUGUAAAGAGGUUUUAAAUGAUACCUGGGUUUCCUUCCCUUCUUGGUCUGAGGACUCCACCUUUGUUAGUUCUAAGAAAACUCAGUAUGAAGAACAUAUCUAUCGUUGUGAAGAUGAACGCUUUGAGCUUGAUGUAGUUUUAGAGACCAAUCUGGCAACAAUCCGGGUUCUGGAAGCAAUACAGAAGAAGCUUUCCCGCUUGUCUGCUGAGGAACAAGCCAAAUUUCGCCUGGACAACACACUUGGGGGCACAUCAGAAGUCAUUCAUCGAAAAGCCCUCCAGAGGAUAUAUGCUGACAAAGCGGCUGAUAUCAUUGAUGGGCUGAGGAAGAACCCCUCCAUUGCUGUCCCAAUUGUCCUUAAAAGGUUGAAGAUGAAAGAGGAAGAAUGGCGAGAAGCUCAGAGAGGCUUUAACAAGGUGUGGAGAGAACAAAAUGAGAAAUACUACUUGAAGUCUCUGGACCACCAGGGCAUCAACUUUAAACAGAAUGACACCAAGGUCCUGAGGUCUAAGAGCUUACUCAAUGAGAUUGAGAGUAUCUAUGAUGAGAGGCAAGAGCAGGCUACAGAAGACAAUGCUGGUGUACCUAUUGGCCCACACCUUUCGCUUGCCUAUGAAGACAAACAGAUCCUGGAAGAUGCCGCUGCUCUGAUUAUCCACCAUGUGAAGAGGCAGACAGGCAUUCAGAAAGAGGACAAGUACAAAAUCAAGCAAAUCAUGCAUCAUUUUAUUCCAGAUCUGCUCUUUGCUCAGAGAGGGGAUCUCUCAGAUGUGGAGGAAGAGGAAGAAGAAGAGAUGGAUGUAGAUGAAGCCACAGGGGCGACUAAGAAGCACAAUGGUGUUGGGGGCAGUCCCCCUAAGUCCAAGCUACUGUUUAGUAACACAGCAGCUCAAAAGUUAAGAGGAAUGGAUGAAGUAUACAACCUCUUCUAUGUUAAUAACAACUGGUAUAUCUUUAUGCGACUACACCAGAUUCUUUGCCUGAGGCUGCUGCGGAUCUGUUCCCAGGCUGAACGGCAAAUUGAAGAAGAAAAUCGAGAGAGGGAGUGGGAACGGGAAGUGCUGGGCAUAAAGCGAGACAAAAGUGACAGCCCUGCCAUCCAGCUACGUCUCAAAGAACCUAUGGAUGUUGAUGUAGAAGAUUAUUACCCAGCUUUCCUGGACAUGGUGCGGAGCCUGCUGGAUGGUAAUAUAGACUCGUCACAGUAUGAAGAUUCGCUGAGAGAGAUGUUCACCAUUCAUGCCUACAUUGCCUUCACCAUGGACAAACUAAUCCAGAGCAUUGUCAGACAGCUGCAGCACAUUGUGAGUGAUGAGAUCUGUGUACAGGUGACUGACCUUUACUUGGCAGAAAACAAUAAUGGGGCCACUGGAGGCCAGCUGAACACACAGACUUCAAGGAGUCUCCUGGAGUCAACAUAUCAGCGGAAGGCUGAGCAACUCAUGUCAGAUGAGAAUUGCUUUAAGCUUAUGUUCAUUCAGAGCCAAGGCCAGGUUCAGCUGACCAUAGAGCUUCUGGACACAGAAGAGGAGAACUCGGAUGACCCUGUGGAAGCAGAGCGCUGGUCAGACUAUGUGGAGCGAUACAUGAAUUCUGAUACUACCUCUCCUGAGCUUCGUGAGCAUCUGGCACGGAAACCAGUAUUUCUCCCAAGGAAUCUGCGGCGGAUCCGGAAGUGUCAGCGUGGUCGAGAACAGCAGGAAAAAGAAGGGAAGGAAGGAAACAGCAAGAAGACCAUGGAGAAUGUGGAUAGCCUGGAUAAGCUGGAGUGUAGAUUCAAGCUAAAUUCCUACAAGAUGGUGUAUGUGAUCAAGUCAGAGGACUACAUGUAUCGGAGGACUGCCUUGCUCCGGGCUCAUCAGUCCCAUGAGCGUGUUAGCAAGCGGCUACAUCAGAGGUUCCAGGCCUGGGUAGAUAAAUGGACCAAGGAGCAUGUGCCCCGUGAAAUGGCAGCGGAGACCAGCAAGUGGCUCAUGGGUGAGGGGCUGGAGGGCCUGGUGCCCUGUACCACCACCUGUGACACAGAGACCCUGCACUUCGUGAGCAUUAACAAGUACCGUGUCAAAUACGGCACAGUAUUUAAAGCCCCAUAACUGCAAAGCCAGAGCAGAUAACUUGAGGGGGGUGGUGUGUGUGAGGGCAUGUGCACUCACACACACUGAAGAAACAAGGAAGAUGCCUUUCAAGCCUCACUGGGCCUCUCUGGGACAUGGCCACCUGAUCUGUGUGUGGCUGGUGCAACCUGGCACCAAGUGGGCUAUAUAUAAGGAACGUGGAUACCUUACAAAGCUGGAGCUGGAACUUUUCCCAAAGGGUUUUGGGUGUUAGCCUGCCCUGGAGGGGGAAGGAAAUGCAUGCAAGCACGGAGACAUGUAGCUUGCUUGCACACACCAGCAGAGCUAGGACUGGAGUCUCCUAGGGCCUGACCUUCAAUGAGGGAAGCGGAUGCUGUUCACAUUUUGACUGGAUGGGCGUGCAUUGACAGACUGGAGAAGGACUCAACGCUCAGAUGGAUUGUAACUCGGACAGUCACUGCUCCUCUCCUGUCCCCCCAAGAGGAAAAAAACUGGAUUUGAUUUUUUUUUUUCCCCCUGGUCACGCGAGCACAUCUAGAUCACCCAUUAGGUUUUCUCUGGGACCUGCAGUUUGGCUUUGGGAUUAACAUCUUGUGGAUUUGAUUCCUGAUGAGUCCUUGCUGCCUACCCUUUACUCUCUCCUCUGGUUCUCAACCUCAACACGUUCAAAUGAGUCGUCCUUUUUAGCUCCCGUGGAACUGUUUUGUACCUGCUUCUUUACUAGUCUACCCUAGUGCCAUCCACCAGCUUUACUCUCUGACACACACACACAAUUUUAACUUGGUUUUUCUUUUUUUUGUAAAUAAUGUACAUACUGUCAAUUUUUUAUUAAAAGAAAUAUGCUUUGAUGUGCUAGCAUAACUGCUCUA
Molecule: messenger RNA, 4941 nt
Organism: Equus quagga
Lineage: Eukaryota; Metazoa; Chordata; Mammalia; Perissodactyla; Equidae
Product: paired amphipathic helix protein Sin3a
Exons: 21
Coding region: 266-4090 (1274 amino acids)
Biological process (GO): negative regulation of transcription by RNA polymerase II
Cellular component (GO): chromatin
Molecular function (GO): transcription corepressor activity
Source: RefSeq, a predicted model, not a curated record